CACCAGCCAGCCCCAGCAAGGCAAGUGAGCUGUGAGCAGCAGCAGCUGGACGUCAAGAGCAAGGACGAAGCUGAUCGAGCAGAGAGCCUCUGGUGCUGGACACCCGCCGGCGGGACGUGCGUGUCUUAGCCAAUCCAGGCCAGGCCAAAGCUGAUCGAUCGACGAUCGCCGCAAAGACCAAGCGCGGCACGGCACGGCACGCAGCAGGUGUAUAAGUACGGGAGCGUCCUCCGCAACCUCUUCCUCGACGUCUCCUGCUUGCUCGCUCUUCACUCUAGCAAGGAGCUGUGUUCACCUGGUUGGAGCAUGGAGGACAACAACAGCGCUGCUGCUGCUGCUUCUGUGGUGACGACUAGCGUGCCUGCCGAGAAGCACGUCGCCAUCCCCGCCGCGGCGGUGGCUGCGAUGACGAACGGCGGUGGUAGCGCCGCCGAGGAGAGCAAGGCGGAGGAGGACAUGCUGCCGCCGGCGCCGGCAUUGCCGUGCGGGCCCAGGAAGACGGGGCUCCAUCUGUUCAUCAUGAACAUCCGGAGCGUCUUCAAGCUCGACGAGCUCGGAUCGGAGGUGCUCCGCAUUGCGGUGCCCGCGUCGCUUGCUCUGGCGGCCGAUCCGCUCGCCUCCCUGAUCGACACGGCGUUCAUCGGCCGUUUAGGUUCGGUGGAGAUUGCUGCUGUUGGCGUCUCAAUUGCCAUAUUUAACCAAGUGUCAAAAGUCUGCAUCUACCCUCUUGUUAGCGUAACAACAUCAUUUGUCGCGGAGGAAGAUGCUAUCAUUAGUAAAGCUGUCGAAGAAAACAGCAGCCAUGACCUGGAGAAAGCUUCCCAUGUGGAUUCAGAAACCAACAAUUCGCCUGUAUCUGGUCCUGAUAUUGCAGAAUGUGUCAACACAUGUAUCCCCACAGAGUGUACAGAGCUCUCCAACCAUGGGAGCAAGAAGAAGUACAUUCCUUCAGUCACGUCAGCACUGAUAGUUGGUUCAAUUCUUGGGCUGCUUCAGGCCAUAUUCCUGGUUUUCUCAGCGAAAUUUGUACUAAGUAUCAUGGGUGUAAAGUCUGGUUCGCCAAUGCAAGGACCCGCAGUUCGCUAUCUAACAAUAAGAUCACUUGGUGCACCUGCUGUGCUACUGUCCCUGGCCAUGCAAGGGGUUUUCCGGGGUUUCAAGGACACAAAGACACCGUUGUACGCUACUGUGGUUGGUGAUGCGACGAACAUCAUACUAGACCCGAUUUUGAUGUUUGUUUGCCAUAUGGGUGUCACCGGCGCAGCUGUUGCUCAUGUUGCUUCUCAGUACCUGAUAACAUUGAUACUGCUGUGCCGGCUCGUCCAGCAAGUUGAUGUUAUCCCGCCUAGCAUUAAAUCUCUGAAGUUUGGGCGAUUUCUUGGAUGUGGAUUCCUAUUGCUCGCAAGGGUUGUGGCAGUGACGUUCUGCGUCACCCUGGCGGCGUCGCUGGCUGCCCGCCAAGGACCAACCAUCAUGGCCGGCUUCCAAAUCUGCUGCCAGCUCUGGCUCGCCACGUCUCUUCUUGCCGAUGGAUUGGCCGUGGCAGGACAGGCUGUGCUGGCAAGUGCGUUUGCCAAAAAUGAUAACAAGAAGGUGGUCGCGGCGACAUCUCGUGUGCUGCAGCUGAGCAUCGUUCUGGGCAUGUGUCUCACUGUUGUGCUGGGACUUGCCAUGAAGUUUGGAGCUGGCAUUUUCACAAAGGACCUGCCCGUGAUUGAAGUCAUUCACAAAGGCAUCCCGUUUGUCGCCGGCACGCAGACGAUCAAUUCCCUGGCAUUCGUGUUCGAUGGCAUCAACUUUGGAGCAUCAGACUACACAUACUCUGCCUACUCCAUGGUUGCCGUUGCUUCUGUGUCCAUACCGUGCCUGGUGUACCUUUCUGCGCAUAACGGAUUCAUCGGUAUAUGGAUCGCAUUGACGAUCUACAUGAGCCUGAGGACCAUAGCUAGCACCUGGAGGAUGGGGGCAGCGAGGGGACCAUGGACUUUCCUCAGGAAGUGAUGGUGGAUUGGCUUCAGAGAUGAUCUGCGGCACGAUGCUGAUAGAUAGGCUGCGCAUGCGCGCCUCGUGUAAAAUCAGCAUAGUAUAGUAUGUGUCGUGUUGGUGUUCAAGCUUCGGACAUCGAAGUUAGAUGGAGCCAUUGCUUCCUGAUCGUUGACGUGAGGGGAGAGUUUACGCUUGCCCCUGUGAUUCAUGAUGUUGUAGUACGCCACUGAUGGCAGUUUAAUAUCUACAUUGGUACAUUGCUCUGUCCAGCAAUUCCACUCUUCUUUUUUGUUGCAAGAUAUAUGUUUUUUUUUCUUAUUUGAGAUCAUGCAAAAACUAUAGUGCCAGUUCAGAAUGAUU
Molecule: messenger RNA, 2346 nt
Organism: Setaria italica (foxtail millet)
Lineage: Eukaryota; Viridiplantae; Streptophyta; Magnoliopsida; Poales; Poaceae
Product: protein DETOXIFICATION 42
Exons: 14
Coding region: 307-2001 (564 amino acids)
Biological process (GO): transmembrane transport
Cellular component (GO): membrane
Molecular function (GO): xenobiotic transmembrane transporter activity; antiporter activity
Source: RefSeq, a predicted model, not a curated record